This is a messenger RNA of Paramuricea clavata, 2357 nucleotides long. Lineage: Eukaryota; Metazoa; Cnidaria; Anthozoa; Malacalcyonacea; Plexauridae. The record is from the annotation of a GenBank genome assembly.
AUGAUUAAACAUUUGGAUUGUCAUAGACUAAAGCGUUCCGUUCAGAACGGGAACAAGAGAGUGCAUGCCGAGACGUAUCGAGGAGCCACAACGGGUGCAAUGCAAUACCACAUUAAGCCAUGUCUCCAAAGAAAACCUGACGAAAUCAUUCUACACGUUGGGACAAACGAUCUCAAAGAGAAAAAUCCAAAUGAAGUGGCAAAGGGCGUCUUGAAGGUAUGUAAUAUCAUAAAGAAAGAGAGUCCACGAACUAAAGUUGUGAUUUCAGAGUUGAUAAUAAGAACUGACUCGCCAAAUCUUAAAGAUCGAGUUGAAGAAGUAAACAAACAACUUUUUACUUAUUGCAACCAGAAUAACUGGAAUUACAUUAGGCAUAAAAAUAUUGGAGUUAAUCAUUCAAACACAUAUGGUCUUCAUCUUAACAGGCUAGGAACAGCAACCUUAGCAAGGAACAUUCCAUUAUAUUUGAACAGUGAUAGGAAACAUAAUUGAAAUUAUAUCGCUCCUGAGAAUUUGAACAAUUGGGAUCAUCUAAACAAACAAUUGAAGUAGAAAAAAUUGCUAACACGACAACUAGAUCUAGUAUAACUCAACAGCGACAUAAACUGAAGGGCUUCAAGAUAUGUCAUUUAAAUAUCAGAAGCUUAGUUAAAAAUAUAGAUCAGUUUAGGAUAUAUAGUCAUAACUGCAAGUUUGAUAUAAUAUGUUUAAGUGAAACAAUGCUAGACGGUACAAUCCAAGAUUAUGAAGUAAAUGUUAAUGCAUACGAAGUUAUUCGUAAAGAUAGAAAUCGUAAUGGCGGGGGUGUUGCGAUUUAUAUUAGAAAUUGUAUAAGCUAUAAAUUACGGCCAGACUUAGAUCACGCAAAUUUGGAAUCAAUCACAGUUGAAAUUUUCAAACCAAAAGCGAAGUCGUUUUUAAUCAAUACAUGGUAUAGACCACCGGGUACAAGUCUUAAUUGAUUUGUUUAGUGAUUACGAGGAGUGUAUUGCAAAGAUGGAUUAUGAAAAUAAGGAAGUUAUCACAAUUGGAGAUUUCAACUGUGAUUGGAACAAUCUCGGAGAACGUACAAUUUCCCCUCAGACAAAAAGCAUCGUUGAUCUUGCUCAAACAUUUCAAUACGAACAAUUGAUUUAAAGAAUCAACGAGAAUAACCGAAACUUCUAGUACGUUAAUGAUCGUUAAUAGACUUGGCAUUCAGUAACAAGCCAGAACUGAUUAUUGACUCGGGCGUGGAACACAUAGGAAUAAGUGACCAUAGCAUGAUCUAUGUCUGCCGAAAAGUUUCUAUUCCCCGAAAAGAGCCAAAAAUUGUCAACACAAGACAGUAUAAAUAUUUCGAAAUUAAUGCUUUUAGAUCAGAUUUAAUUGAAAUUUUCCAAAUACAAUCAAACCUUACAAACCCAAACAUUCUUUGGGAGGAGUGGAAAUCAAAAUUUUUGGCGGUUGCUGAUCUACAUGCGCCACCAAUUACACGGAAAGUUAGAAGUGAGUAUGCUCCUUGGAUUACAGAAAAUAUUAAGAAAAGUAUGCAAAAUAGAGAUUAUCUUAAAAAAAAGGCCGUUAAAUCGGGCUCAAGGAAUGUGCACGAAGCGUAUAAAAGAGCAAGAAAUGAAGUAAACAAGCUCGUUAAAAACACGAAAACUAAAUACUUUAUGAAUGCCCUAAGUGAAAAUAAUCAAAAUCCUAAAACAAUGUGGAACACAAUUAGGACAUUGACAAACAAAAAUUCUAAAACAACUAACAUCACUGAGAUCCACGUUGAGAAUGACCACUCUGUUACCGAGCCUAAACAGAUUGCUGAUGCCUUUAAUACAUUUUUCAUUAAUAUUGGUACUCAACUGGCUGAUGCUUUACCUGUAACCAACAUAACACCAGAAUCAUUUAUCACCCCUGCGAAUUCCUCUUUUGAAAUUCAUACCGUUUCAAUUGAAAAGGUAUUUAAUUUACUUUCCACUAUAAAGGUUUCUAAGGCAACAGGACACGAUAAAAUCUCACCAAAAUUGCUGAAAGACUCUGCAGAUAUCAUAGCGCCAUCUUUGGUUAAUAUCUUUAACCAAUCUAUUAAAACUGGUAUCUUUCCUGAUGAUAUUGCACUUUCCACCUUUCAUGGCAAUGCCUGCAAUGAUGAGCUGCAUCAUAAACCUGGCAUGAUUGCAACUUACAAUCAAUUCAUGAAUGGUGUUGAUCGAGCUGAUCAGUUGCUCUCCCACUAUUGUUUGAACAACAAGAUUCGCAAGUGGUGGAAAAAAGUAUUUUGGAGGCUACUUGAAAUGUGCAUAACUAAUGUUUACGAAAUUAGAAAAUUCAAAGAUAGCAAAGUGGUUCACAAGCAACUGAGACUCACCAUUACUUGA